This is a messenger RNA of Populus trichocarpa (black cottonwood), 2347 nucleotides long. RefSeq lists its product as uncharacterized. Gene Ontology annotation, molecular function: double-stranded DNA binding. The transcript is spliced from 3 exons. The record is from RefSeq and is a predicted model, not a curated record. Gene Ontology annotation, biological process: regulation of DNA-templated transcription; chloroplast organization. Lineage: Eukaryota; Viridiplantae; Streptophyta; Magnoliopsida; Malpighiales; Salicaceae. Gene Ontology annotation, cellular component: chloroplast. Bases 1 to 1062 code for a protein of 353 amino acids.
AUGUUAAAGACACUUGAUUUAGUGUUAAAAGAUGAAAUUAAAAAAAAAUCAUUCCCAGUCUCUUACCUCAUAAAUAAAUGUGGGUUCUCUCUAGGAUCUGCUCUAUCAGCUUCUAAACGUCUCACUUUUGAAAUCCCAGAUCAACCUGACGCAGUGAUUCACAUGUUCAAGCGCUAUGGUUUUUGUGAUGCCGAUAUCUUUAGACUAAUUAAAAGAUAUCCACGAGUCCUUUCGUGCAAUCCUGACAAAACCCUCUUGCCAAGACUCGAGUUUUUUUAUUCUAAAGGCAUGUCAAACACUGAUAUUGCCCACAUUUUAUGCGGAUGCCCUCUUCUUUUAGGCAGAAGCUUGCAAAAUCAUGUAACUCCUAAUUUCAAUUUACUUAGUGAUCUGCUUCUAUCCGACAACAAAGUCAUUUCUGCUGCCAGAAACGACCCGUUUAUUCUAUUUCGUCACGGUGACAGAUAUUUGAAACCUUUUAUCAACCUUUUGCAAGAUCAUGGAGUUCCCAGAACACAGAUUGCGUCCUUAAUUUGCAACUGGCCUAGGUCUAUCGGUGUAUGCCUAAAUCAUUUCAGAAAGUGCGUCGAGGAAGUUAGAGAAAAGGGUUAUGAUCCUUCUAGUGCAGAGUUUAUUAGAGCAGUGGUGGUAUUGAGUCAAUUGGGAAAAUCUGGGUGGGAAAGAAAGGCUGUUGUUUAUAAGAGUUGGGGUUGGUCUGAGAAAGACAUUCUUGUUGCUUUCAGAAAGAACCCGUGGAGCUUGAUGACAUCGGAGAGUAAGAUUAUGGCAGUGAUGAAAUUUUUCGUUGAGAAAAUGGAUUGUGAGUCUUUAUAUCUUGCAAAACACCCAAAUCUUUUGAUGUAUAGCUUGGAGAAGAGACUCAUACCAAGGGCUUUGGUUCUUCAUUUUCUGUUAAGGAAUAAGUUGAUUGACAAGAAGCCUAACUUGAAUACUUUGUUUGUGUAUUCUGAGAAGUUGUUCCUUGAGAAGUUCGUGAAUUGUUUUGAUGAAGCCCCCCAGCUAUUAAAGCUAUAUAGAGAUCAAUCAGAUCUUGCAAAAUGACAUGGAAAUGGAAUCGUUUUGUGAAAUUUCCCCCAGAUUUCCUUGGAUACUGUAAUGCAACUCCAAGGGUAAGUCAAACUAAUUUUUUUUGGCUCUGCAAGUCUUCAUUUUCUCCAUUGAAUAUCGAGAUCUACGCAAUGUUGUAUCUCCUUGUUCUAUUUUGCAACCCUGCUACUACAUUAAUUUUGGUGUCUGCUGUAAGUAUCUUUGUUCACCAGCACGAAGGAAAAAAAUGAUGGUUUCCAUUCUUUGGUGUCUUCUUGAGAAGAUUUGUGGAUCCAUUAAUGGUGUAGCUAUCUUCCUUUUCUAUUUCAUUUAUCAAAGUCAUGCUAGAGUAGUGAAAUUGAUGUUUUUGAAUGAUGUUCCAGUAUGUGGGAUUUUGAUGUUGUAAUCAUGACAUGAUUGGAAGUCCAUAUGCUAGAAUGUAGAUAGAUUAAGGAUUUUGAAUUCAUGGUUCCACAUCUAAACUCAAUCUCAUCAUUCUCAUUAGCAUUUGCAUCAGCCUAGGAAGCAUGGCAGUAAUUUCCUCAGGAUGUCAGAUGUUUAAGGUACAGAAAACUAGAGCCCUGGCUCUCUCUGUUCGCAUGCAUGCAGGCUGAUGCUCCUGCUCAUUUUUGUGUAUCCGUUUUAUUUUGAAGUUCAACUUAUUGCAUCAGUCUCCACCACUUUUUCGGAAUAUACUUGGCGCCAUUGAUUGUUCUAUUCUUAUUUUCAUGGAACCCUCCACCCUCAGCUUUCUUACCGACCUCAUUAACAAUGCUUAUAAAAAAUCCCCGGUUUAUUUCUUUCUAUUGUUCUUUUCCUUUUUCUCCUGAUGAUUGUUGCAUGUUGAGCUCUUUGUGGCACAGCUUCUCUGCUCAAGGUUGAAGAUUAAAUAUCAUUUGAUGUGGUGUCAUAUAAGAUUUUAAAUCUUAAUCUGAUAUUUCUCUGCUCUUAUUGAUGGUAGCAAAGCUACUCUAAGAUUUGUUGCUGUAUUUGGAGUCUUAAGACCCGUCCGUCAGCCCAUUUGAGUUUCGGUUGGUGGAGAACUGGGGAGGGGCACAUGAUAUUAAUGGACAAUACUGUAGGGAAGCUUACAAGGAUUUGAAUUCAUAACCUUGAUCUGUACAUUAGGAAUUUCUGUAUCACCUUCUUGUAGUACAACUCCGAAGAAAGAAACGAUUUCUGAUCCUCUGAACCAUCGAUGAAGAAUCUUGAAGCUGUGUUCAUUAUUUGGAUCUUAAAAAUCAUUACCAGUAUUGUGGUGGUAUUAGUGAUGAAAUUUCAGAUGUAUCUGAAUUGAAUA